Molecule: messenger RNA, 845 nt
Organism: Aspergillus sclerotioniger CBS 115572
Lineage: Eukaryota; Fungi; Ascomycota; Eurotiomycetes; Eurotiales; Aspergillaceae
Exons: 2
Coding region: 186-704 (172 amino acids)
Source: RefSeq, a predicted model, not a curated record
CAAUAGUCGGGUUGCGGUGAGACAUGAUUAUCCUCGUUACGGAGUACCCCUGAACGAGUGAGUUGGACCCUGAGAUUCGGAUAUUACCGACUUUCGGAGGCCUGCUGCUCACUACGCUGUACUACACGGCUGUCUCACCCAUCUGACACAUCGACAACUGUCUUCAGCUUGACAGCCUCUGAAGAAUGUGUCAACUCGACAGAACGUUCACAUUCCUGUCUGCAUUGACAGCUCGCAUUCCUGGACAGUACCUCGUAACAUGUCCGGGAAUUGAAGGGUCAAAUCCGACCGGUCGCAUUCCCGCUCGACCACACCAUCACCAUCAACCACCAGUAUUUCCCUCCGUAGAAAUAAUUCAUCGCGACCAGCAUGACCGGAUCCAACCUCAAUUAAAUAACUCCCAUCAAGCCAUUAACUUACCAUCUUAUCUCUUUUUUUUUCUUUUCACCAACCCAGCCCAACCCUCCGUAGCACCAAAAGAUCGUACCACCUCACCGACCAGAUCAGAUCAUGAUACAUCAUGCCACCAACCACGCCUACACCCAAUCCCAACCACCACUCUCCAUCCUUCUAACAAUUCUCCCAAAUCCAGCGCAUCCUAUUGGCCCCGUCAUCGCACCAUCGCUCAGAUCUCCCGAAUUCAUCCACCCACACGUGAUGUUACCCCGGAUAUGACCUACACCGAAGUCAAGAGGAUCUGGUGAGGUGAUUCGGAUGCAGAGAUGCCUGGUUGAAGGCUGAGCUGGUGACGGUGAUGAUGGCGAAGGUGGUGCGAUAUGUUCUUUGUUCGUGGCCAUACGGCAGUUGGGAUUCCGAGGGAGUGAAUCUAUAUUGUUGGUGAUAUG